UGUAUGGACAUUUAAAUUUUCUGCAGGAUAGAUUUUUAAGGUUAUGUUAGUCUUGGAAUCACUUUAUAAAUGUGCUCCAAAAUAUAUACGUAAUUACAAGAAAUAUGCUUGAUAUAUUCUCUUAAAAGAAAACGAAUCAAAUAUUUUCUACUAUGUAGCAUAUGAGAUCUAUGUAUUUUUGUGCAAAUAUAAAAACUAUACCAAUCAAGUGUUAAUUACAGAGAGAAAUGAUGACGCUACAUUUGUAUGACAAUCAGGAAUAUUCGAGCUUAGAUACUGUGCCAAAUAUGUGCACCAACAGCGAAAUGGAAAACUAUGACUACUUGCAAGAACGCAUCAGUGAAAAUAAAUAUUCAGGAGUCAGUUUAUUGCCCGGUACUUUGAUUAGUACCACGGACAUUGGUUUACAAGAAGGCAACUUAGAUGAUGAUGUUAAUUUCAACACUAUUGAUUUUAACUUUCUGAAAAUCGAAAAUAUGCUUUUGCAAGAUGCAGAAGAAUCUGAAAAUUUUACAAAAGCUAACAAGAUCAAACAAGAACUAUUAUUAGUAAGUGCUGCUACUUCUAACUCAAUUGAAGAUUUUGACACAAUGAGUUUGAAAUAUAAUACAUUUUCAAAUUUUUUGAGUACUUCAAACAAAGAAUCAAAUGAUAUAACAAUAACUAUGAAUACUAACAAAGUGUAUUCGCUUAAAGAUCUAACAACUCAGUGUUUCAAGAAAACGCAAUCAGUAGAAAACAAUGAUUUUUCCACCGAAUUUCACACAGAAAACAAUCAAGAUGUAGACUUGAAUACAGAUUCUAAUAUGAAUAAAGAUUACAAUUGCGUAAGACAAAAUGUUGCAUCUAAAUUUGAACAUGGAAUAAACAUUGAUUGUUCAAAACAAUCCAAUAAAAAUGAACAAUUGCAGAAGUGCGAACAAUGUUUAAUGAUGUUUAAGUAUAAAAGACAUUUGGAUCGUCAUUUAGAGGGUCAUCAGAAAAAUAAUUGUUCUCAUUGUAAUGAAAAGUUUGCCAGACGAAAACAUCUGGAAGUUCACCUAUUUCGUGCGCACGGAGAAAAGACAGUCAGAUAUCCUCAUGUGUGUGACGCGUGUCCUAAAAGUUUUCCCAAACGCGCUCUAUUGAAACGUCAUAAAGACAAACAUAGUUACCAAAUUGAUAAGAUAUGUUCAAAACGCGAAGACAUGAUAAGUACGGAUAUUAACAAAAAAGAACAUAAAGAAAAACAUUGCAAGAGAAAACAAUUUAAAUGUCAGCAAUGUUCGCAGAUAUUUAGCAUCGAGCAAACAUAUUUGUCUCACCUUCAAAAUCACGAUAACUACAAGUGUCCAAACUGUGAUGUUAGUUUUGCAUCGAAAAAGAAAGCUCGCGAACACUUUAAAGUGGCUCAUCCGCUAAAAUUAAAUGAACCAGAACCGAUAAACAAUGGUUCAUAUUUUUGUGUUAAUUGUAGACACACAUUUAUAAAAAAGGAUGACUAUUCUCGGCACUUGGAAUCUGCAUUACAUCUUAGUAAAGUUAAUAGAGAUAUACCUAUAAAGGCUAUAUUUUCGUGUAUGAUCUGCUCAAAAAAAUUAAUCACGCAGAGAGCCCUCGAUCAACAUAUUAGACGCAUUCACAAGGGUGAAAAACGAUUUGUGUGUAACAUGUACGGUUGUACGUUUCAGUGCUCCAGAAGGACGGAUCUAGAUCGGCAUAAGCAAUUGCACGUGGAAGAACGGAACGUCGUAUGCGAACAUUGCGGCAAAACGUUUACCAGCGUUAGUAUUCUCAAAGAUCACGUACUUUAUAUUCACAGUAAAGAACGACAGUUUAUCUGCGAAGAAUGUGGUAGAGCGUUCAAGAGAAAUAGCUUGCUUAAGAGACACAAAUUGUCACAUGAGCAACAUCGGCCAUUUGCUUGUACACAGUGCAACACCGCAUUUAAACGGUCGCAUCAUCUUACUCGCCACAUGGAAAAUUGUCACAGAAUCACUUUACAAAAGAAGAAAAAGGUGAUGAAGCUCAUGAAAACGGAAGAUGGUCAUCUUAUUCCAGUGCCGGAACAACCAAAAGAAUUAUCAUCUCUUAAAGUAAAACUUAAAAAAAAGCGCAUAUUAGUUGCAAAAGACGAAGAAAAAGAAUUCAUAACUGUAAAUGCAAAUAAACAAGUUGUAAAUACAUAUUUACAGCUGCAAGUACAAUCAUUGUCAAACUGUAAAGAACUUUCGCAAUAUUCAAACUCGUCGUUAGAUCCGACAAAUUUAUCUGUCAUUACCUCUAACCCACAAGUACUUUCAUCAGUAGAUACAAAUACAGGACAGUUGCUUACUAUAGAAGUCACCAAUCCGAACUUAUUAUCUACCACUGAGCAAACUGAUCAACUUGGAACAAAUUGCAAUGAAAUGUUAAAUCUAUCCGAUUGUCAAAGUGUGGAAUUUCAAGAUACUUCUUUAAAUGCGGAUCAAACAUAUUCCAACAGUACAAAUCACUCUGAAGUAUCAUUGGAAAAUAUCGAAGAUUUGUUCUCACUUAUAAACCAAAAACUAGAAACCAUAAACUAAAGAAACAGAAAAUUAUUUAAAAAAUUAUUUAAAACAUAGACUUUUAUUAUUUCUUAAUAUUUAAGGAUAUUACAGAAAAUAAAAAUAUCUGCACAUAUUUUGGCUAUAUAGUUGUGUUUAUUCAAAUUUUAAAUAUUAUUGUGUUAUUCUAUGCUUUUAAGUAAAACAUAGAUUAUAGAAAUACUGUUAUUUUGUUAACAUAGAAAUAUAGAAAUAUAUGGACACAUAAUGAAAGUUAUUAUUAGAUUUUAUAAAAAUGAUUUUUGUCUCUACCCUAUAAUUUAAUAUUUAAGAAAUUUUUACAUUUAUAUUUUUUCCAUAUGUAAAAAUAUUGCUUAUUAGAGAAAUGAGAUACACAAAUUUAAACAAAAACAUUUUGUCUUAUAAGAUAAGAAAGAGAGAUGCUUUAAUCAUACUUUUAAAGUUGUCAUUAGUAUACUUUUUUUGAGCGUCAGUCUAUCUUUGUUCUACAUAUAAAGAGCAAUAAACACAAACGACGCUUAAAAAAUCCGUUUUAUAUCAAGUGCAAGAUAUAAACGACAAACACAAGUCGCAGAUCUUGUAGAAUUGACUAAAUUAUAAACAUAAAAUCCUAUAUUAAACUAAAGUCACGUGACAGG
Molecule: messenger RNA, 3166 nt
Organism: Pseudomyrmex gracilis
Lineage: Eukaryota; Metazoa; Arthropoda; Insecta; Hymenoptera; Formicidae
Product: zinc finger protein 91-like
Exons: 4
Coding region: 228-2546 (772 amino acids)
Biological process (GO): regulation of transcription by RNA polymerase II
Cellular component (GO): nucleus
Molecular function (GO): DNA-binding transcription factor activity, RNA polymerase II-specific; RNA polymerase II transcription regulatory region sequence-specific DNA binding
Source: RefSeq, a predicted model, not a curated record